CGACACACAGACAGACAGACAGACAGACAAACCAACUACUGUAACCCUCGCUGUGCAUGCGCACCGAGGGUUAAUAAUUCUGGGUAACUUUAUGCUAAGUAUACCUUUAACUCCUAUAUUUCAGAUCCAAUAGCAAUCUCGAGACAAGCCGUGAAGGAUGGCUCCUUCAGUCCAGAGUGCGUGGCCCGUCCUCUCACUCCUGACCAGAAGAUGUGGCUCCCCACUCCUGCAGAAGCAUCUGGUCAAGGAAAAAAGGAAAAGAAAUCCAAGAAGAAGGCUGUAACGACUCCUCCUCUAACAAUCUCAGAUGUAGUGCCUACAAUGCCACAAUUUAUCAAGAUUAAAUUGCCCUCACGAGUUGGGCCCAAAGUGACUGCAUUUGGUACCAUUCUUCUGAAAGAUGACCUCGGGAACAAGAUGGCCAACAUCAAAAAGAGUGCCCGGGAUGACCCAGUGGAAAUGGUAAUGGAGGUUCUGAGGGAGUGGCUGGCAGGGAAGGGGGUGGAGGUGUCGUGGGAGAGCCUCAUAGCAACUCUGAGAGACUGCGAACUUUCACUUAUGGCCUACCAGAUACAGAUGGCACUGGACCAACUAAGAUCUUGA
Molecule: messenger RNA, 603 nt
Organism: Geodia barretti
Lineage: Eukaryota; Metazoa; Porifera; Demospongiae; Tetractinellida; Geodiidae
Source: the annotation of a GenBank genome assembly